Messenger RNA from Lotus japonicus, 1132 nucleotides. RefSeq names its product tetraspanin-19. Bases 149 to 766 code for a protein of 205 amino acids. Gene Ontology annotation, cellular component: membrane. The record is from RefSeq and is a predicted model, not a curated record. Lineage: Eukaryota; Viridiplantae; Streptophyta; Magnoliopsida; Fabales; Fabaceae. The transcript has 6 exons.
AAUAAGAAAACAACCUCCUUGUUCUCUUCGAAUCAAUCGAUACGUUGUUGUUGCUGGAGCCCUAGAUUUCAAUCUAGGGUUUCUGCAUUCUAAUUUCAUCUUCAGAUUUCAGUUCAGGGGAGUUAAUUUCUCAAUAAUUUGAUCGAAAAUGGUGAGGGUUCUGAGAAGCUGCAUGCAAUCGAUAUUGAAGCUGGUUAACUCGGUGAUUGGAAUGGCUGGGCUAGCCAUGAUUCUAUACUCGGCUUGGAUGAUUAGGGUUUGGCAGAGGCAGAUGGGCGAGCUUCCAUUUGGUCAUGAUUCUGAUUACCCACCUCCAUGGUUCAUUUACACGUUUCUUGGCCUUGGAGUUACGUUCUGUGUAAUCACUUGUUCAGGCCAUGUUGCUGCUGAAACUGCUAAUGGCUGUUGCUUGUAUUUGUAUAUGGUUUUUGUGGUUUUGCUUAUCAUGCUGGAGGCUGCAGUUACUGUUGAUGUAUUUUUAAACCGGGAAUGGGAGGAGGACUUCCCUAAGGACCCCUCUGGGAAUUUUGAUCAGUUCAAGGAUUUCAUCAGGUCAAACUAUGAGAUGUGUAAAUGGGUAGGCCUAUCACUUGUUUCUGUACAGGGACUCUCUCUAUUGUUGGCAAUGAUACUCAAAGCUCUUGGGCCACAUCAAUAUUAUGACAGUAGUGAUGAUGAAUAUUCUCCUGACAGGGUACCACUUUUGAAGAAUGCACCUCCAUAUGUUGUUAUUGAUCCAGUAUAUGGCCAUGGCCCCAAAAAAUGACGCAUGCAUCAGGAUUAGCAACAAGGCAAAUAGAUAAGGCCAUCGCUAUCAGUUGAACCUUGACUUUUGGAGCCAUGGAAGGGGUGCCAAACAAUUCAAUCAAUGUCACUUGGCUUAGAUGAAGAUCUGUUUGCUGGAGAAGGAUUAACUAUUGAAUUAAUGACGACACGAGAAAGAAGCAAGCUUAUCGUGACUCAUGCAUCUGUUACACCAAACUCAUUCAGUUAUGUGCAAAUGUAUGUAUGCAUUAUAUGAUUCAUGUUUGUAAAUGUUAUAUAAAAUCCAAAACCUCUUGAUGACCCCCCUGCACCUUCUGCUGAAAGUAUCUUUGGAUCAAUAGAUAUGAAUAAAUAUUCGUGUGGCUAA